Messenger RNA from Ananas comosus (pineapple), 4445 nucleotides. RefSeq lists its product as uncharacterized. Lineage: Eukaryota; Viridiplantae; Streptophyta; Magnoliopsida; Poales; Bromeliaceae. The record is from RefSeq and is a predicted model, not a curated record. The transcript is spliced from 16 exons. Bases 343 to 4086 code for a protein of 1247 amino acids.
AAGUGUGAUUCGGUCUCGAUCCGGACACCAAGUACGCAACGCAAGCGGGUUUUAGAUGAUGUGGGUCGGCUCGAUUCCAUUACGAACCCCGACAAACCCUAACCAACUCGAUUUCUCCUUCGAUUCCUCGUCCCUUCGCUGUUCUUCUUGAAAUUCUGCAACGUAAUAGAGCGAUCUCUCUCGCUCGAUGAAGUAGGAUCGGUGUUGUGUGUUCUCGGGUUCUUCAUUUCUCAAACAGCCUUUUAGUUCGAUGAUUGGGAACUCUAAUAGUCCACAAGUUUCCUUUUCUGAUAGAUUCACCAUUUUGAUUACUUAAAAGAGACCUCGAAGGAAUUAAGCAAAAUGGCAGCUAGUAGCAAAUUUGACUUGUCCUCCAGCUGUCCUGACGGGCCGACCUACCCUAAUGGCCAACGUGGGCCCUAUGCUACUGCUUCACUAGAAAGGUCAGCUAGCUUUCGUGAGGGCAUGGAGAGUCGUAUAUCUUCGGCUCCAAGUCUAUCAAGAUCUAGUUUGACUCAAGCUCAGGGAGAUUUUGUCAAUCUGGUUCACUCUCUUAUUUCAGACUUUAAACCAGUGUUUGCUGAUCAAAAGUUGCUCCGAUCGGGAGAAAUAAGGAGAGCAAUAAAUUCCGUCAUUGGAUCCUCCUCUGAAGAGUCAUCUGCAUCAAUUGGUGCUAGAUAUCCUCCUUCGACUGUGGAAGAGCUCAGACGUGCUAAGAGCUCUCUCGGUGGCAACUUGUCCAAGGCUAGGGAACGAGGAAGAUAUUUUGAUGAUGCUAUCCAGAAAAUUGAUAAACUUUACCCUCCUCCACGAAAGCGUUCUCGAGGUGAUACUUUAUCAAGUGAUCAGUCUAAUAUAUUGGUGUCUGGAGGAACUAUCCCCAAGUCUGGCCCUCAAAGUCAUCUAAAUGCAAAUGGUCUUGAGCUCGGGGUUUCAAAAGUAGAGGAGAGGACCAAGAAUGCCAUACAAAACAGAAAGUUUCGCUCUCCUAUAUUGGAAACACAGAUUGAUGGAAGGGAUGGCAGUGGCAUUAGACCGUCUGGGUCUGUUGAAAGGGAUAAAGAUGUUGCUGGAAUAAUAAAUGGUGGUCAAGUGAUGUCUGAAGAAAAAGCUCGAGGAGUAGUGAAGAGAAAACGCUCUGCUAUCAAAUCAGAUGCCUCCACAAGUGCUGAUUUAACUAGGUCAGCUGAAGCUGAUAGAGAAGUAAAACGAGGAAUGCAACAGAAGCUUGGAAGUGAUGCUCGGCCAAGGGUGGCUAGUGUGCAUGGUUUCAGGUCUGGACCAGUUCCAGCUGGAACUGCUGGUGCAAAAUCAGAGUUCUCUUCUCAACAAGAUGGUCCUGCUCCGCGUUCUUUACCUAGGAAUGACCAAGAUAGCGGCCCCCUCCCUAACAGUAGAAGAGACCGCCUUUCUGUCUUUGAUAAGCAGGGUGGCACUCCCAAAGCUGUUAACAAGUCGAACAGUCGUGAAGAUAGUUGCGCCGCUAGUCCUGCCUCAUCAACCAGGGUGAACCCUUCUGCUCGCGGGCCACGAUCAAAUUCAGCUUCCUUGUCCAAGGGAACCCUAAACAUCAAUCACUCUCAGGCAAAUUCCGAUGACGGCGAGCGCACUAACUGUAUAAACAAGCUUGUAUCCGUUGGUGGGGCCACCAAUCGCAAGCGCUUGACACGUGCACCCUCCCCAUCAUCCCCGGUAGGCCAGUGGGGUGAAAGGUCUCAAAAACGUACUGCAAGAAGAUCGAAUUUGAUUCCAAUUACUUCAAGCCAUGAUGAUACUCCAUUGUCCAAUUCAGUUGAGAAUGCCAAUAAUGUUUCUCGGACCAAGUCUGGAAAUUCAACUGGAUUAUCUGAAAGUGAGGAGUCUGGAGUUGCUGAGAAUAAAAUUUCUAAAGAUAAAGGUAAAAGAUGUGGCGAAAUUGAGGAGAACAACAGGCAGAAUGGACAGAAGAUGGCCACAGUGGUAUUGCCUUCCAGAAAGAACAAAACAGCUGCUGAUGACGAUAAUGGAGACGGUGCUAGGCGACAAGGAAGAAUUGCACGUGGUUUUGCAUCUAAGUGGUCUGAGGCACCUGCUUCAAUUGCUAAACUUGACAAUUCUGCCAUUACAAAGCAAAGAAGCGCAAGAACUGAAGAGAGAAAUGAAAGCAAGCCUGGGCGACCGCCAACAAAAAAGCUCUCUGAGCGCAAGAGUUAUAUGCGUCCAAGGCACUCUGUCAACACUAUUCCCUUAGAGCUUCCUGGGGACUCAGACGAUGAUAGUGAAGAACUUUUAGCUGCUGCAAAUUCUGUCUUCAGUCCAACCUUUGCUUCCUCUGGAGACUUUUGGCCUUAUGUAGAGCCAGUUUUCAGAUUUCUGUCUGAAGAAGACAUAGCUUUUCUGAAUCAACAGAUUCAUCUUAUUAACGAGUCGAGCUCAAGCAGGCAUGUUGCUGGAGAUGAUAGUCAGGACUUUAAGAGUAAUCUUGAAUAUGUUUCACAGCCAUCAACUCCAGCUGGGGGCAGUAGAGAUGACCAUGGUGCUCUUUCAAAUGGAACCAGCUUAAGUGUAUUUCAGACGGAUACGAGUAUUUCUCGGCAAAUAGAAGAUAUUGAACCAUUCAUGGAACAGUUAAUCCAAGGGGUCGGGGCUCAAAGAGGAGUUUCAAUUUGUCAAACACUUCUUUCAGCCAUUAUUGAAGAAGAUGAGGUUGAAAGUUUCAAUUAUGGUAACAGUAAAGGAGAAGAAUACAGUCAUGAUGCCUUUGAGGUUGAAGGGGAUGGAACAUCACAAUAUUCUUACAUGCAAUCCUUAAUAACCAUGCAAGCUGGUGAUAGAGGUCCUAAUGGUUUCAAAGGCGAUGCUGGUUGGAGAUAUCACGAUGAAUUAAUACGUGAAAAACCAGUGAGUAAUGGUGUCCUACCGGAGGUUGCGACCCAAUAUAGCCAGAUGUGCAUCGACGACAGAAUUCUCCUUGAGCUGAGUGAACUUGGACUUUACCCUGAACCUGUGCCUGAUCUAACGCAGAGUGGAGAUGAAGAUAUCAUUGAAGGUAUCAGCAAGCUAGAGGAGAUGCUCCACGAACAGGUUUCAAAGAAGAAGGAUCUGCUACUGAAGCUAGAAAAGGUGGUGACGGCGGCAAGAGAAACUCAACCAAGGGAACUUGUGCGUGUUGCUAUGGACAGACUUGUUGGUAGGGCUUAUGGAAAAUAUUUGCAGGAAUACUGUGGUCCUAAGAAUUCCAACAGAGUUGGCAAACAUGGCGCCCUUGCUUUUGUUAGACGAACAUUGGUUAGGUGUCGGAAGUUCGAGCAGACGGGAACAAGCUGUUUUGACGAGCCUCCUUUUAGGGAUAUGUUCAUCUCUGGACCAUCUUACGGCUCUAAUGCAAAAUGUAUAUAUACUUCCGCAGAUUUCAUUUGUGGCGUGAUGUCAAAACAAGACCAAGCGGCAAACACAUCCGAUAAGAACUCUGAUACUUCUCGAUCACUCAGCCAUCUCUCAGAGCAGUCCCUUGCUAGAGAAGACACAUGGUCGAAUAGAGUAAAAAAGAGGGAAAUGCUGCUUGAUGAUGUCGUCGGCAGUAUUGCUGGCACCUCCUCCCUGAGAGCCUCUUCAGGUCUUGGGACUUCUCUGAUCAGCGGUACAAAAGGAAAGAGGAGCGACAGAGAUCGGGAAGUGAAGGGGCAAAACAGAGAUUCUGUUAGAAAUGGCGUUCCUAAAAUUGGCCGCCCAUCAUUAUCCAAUUUGAAAGGCGAAAGAAAGAAUAAAACAAAGCCGAAACAGAGGACAACCCAGUUAUCUGCGGAGGCACCUGCGACAACAGCAAUGCCCUCAGGCCCUAAAUCACGUGAAACUGGUGGUGGGAGAAAUGAUAAGAAGGAUGAUUUGGCCCCUAAUGCAAGUUCCGGUGUGGUGCCGAAUGUGGCAAAUGAUGGUGAAGCAGUUGACUUGUCUAGUUUGCAAUUGCCGGAAAUUGACGUGGCUGAUUUGGUUGGUCAAGGACAGGAUAUUGGUUCAUGGUUAAGUAUUGAUGAUGAGGUACUACAAGACCAUGAUUUCGUGGGCCUUGAAAUCCCCAUGGACGACCUCUCGGAUGUUUUAAGAUGAUUGUAUAAAUAUAAAGCUGGCGUUUAUGUAUACUCGCAUGCUGCACAGGGUUAUAGGAUACAGGCACAAGUCGUGUGGUGGAAAGCUAAUCCGGUGACUUAACUUCGUGGAAUGCAUCCCUUAAAAGUAGGAUUUAGAUUCUUUCUAGGGCUUCAAGAAGAUCAUGGGGAGCAAAUUUUUUGCUCAAUUAAUAAUUUGCUCCCCCUGUACCAUUUGCUCGUCUUGUCUUUGUACAUAUAUGUUGUUUUGCUAGUUUACUAGCUAUCAUAGUUAGCUGAGUCGGGGGCUGCAGUUAUUAUAUGUCAAUUUGUAUAUAGAUUUAUAUAUUAAAUAAAAGCGGAUGUUUCGUUAUCGCAUUA